AUGCUCUCUAAACUGUUGGCAUUGUCUACCCUUCUUGGAGGAACUUUCUCCAUCCCGCUUGAUGCUGCUGUUGAAAAGCGCAGCUGUCCUGGAGUUCAUGUUUUCGGCGCGCGCGAGACAACUGCGUCUGCAGGUUAUGGGUCAUCCAUUACUGUCGUCAACGAGGUUUUGAGCGCAUAUUCUGGCUCUACAGCUGAAGCUAUCAGCUAUCCGGCCUGUGGUGGUCAAUCGUCGUGUGGAAGCGUGAGCUACUCUAGCUCCGUCAUCCAGGGAAUUCAGGCGGUUGCAUCGGCUGUCAACUCCUUCAACUCGCAGUGUCCAGACACUAAGCUCGUCCUGGUCGGAUACUCUCAGGGCGGUGAAAUCAUGGAUGCUGCCUUGUGCGGUGGUGGUGACCCCAACCAAGGAUAUACUAAUACAGCUGUCUUGCUGUCAUCAUCUGCUGUGAACAUGGUCAAGGCCGCCAUUUUCAUGGGCGACCCCAUGUUCAGGGCUGGCUUGUCGUAUGAUGUUGGAACGUGCACUGCCGGAGGGUUUGACGAACGUGCUGCCGGCUUUAGCUGCCCAUCAGCUAGCAAGAUUCAGUCCUACUGCGAUGCCUCGGAUCCGUAUUGCUGCAAUGGUAGCAACGCCGCAACUCACCAAGGUUAUGGGGCCGAGUACGGCGCACAGGCCUUAACCUUUAUUAAAAGCAAAUUAUCUGCUUAA
This is a messenger RNA of Penicillium macrosclerotiorum, 708 nucleotides long. Its product is annotated as putative acetyl xylan esterase (Axe1). The record is from RefSeq and is a predicted model, not a curated record. Gene Ontology annotation, molecular function: hydrolase activity. Lineage: Eukaryota; Fungi; Ascomycota; Eurotiomycetes; Eurotiales; Aspergillaceae. The coding region runs from base 1 to 708 and encodes 235 amino acids. The transcript has 3 exons.